AUGUCCCUUUCGUUAUUACAACCUUCUUUUUUGAUGUCAAAGACCAGAAGCUAUGCGCUAAUUCUCAUUGGAUCUCGGUUGUUCUUAACAGCGAUGGCUAUUCAUUUAAGUCUUCGGGUAGCACCAUUAGAUCUUCAACAAGGUGGAAAUUCUCGUAUUCUGUAUGUACAUGUUCCUGCGGCUCGGAUGAGUAUUCUUGUUUAUAUCGCUAUGGCUAUAAACACUUUCUUAUUCCUAUUAACAAAACAUCCCCUUUUUCUUCGCUCUUCCGGAACCGGUACAGAAAUGGGUGCUUUUUUUACGUUGUUUACCUUAGUUACUGGGGGGUUUCGGGGAAGACCUAUGUGGGGCACCUUUUGGGUGUGGGAUGCUCGUUUAACCUCUGUAUUCAUCUCGUUUCUGAUUUACCUGGGUGCACUGCGUUUUCAAAAGCUUCCUGUCGAACCGGCUCCUAUUUCAAUCCGUGCUGGACCUAUCGAUAUACCAAUAAUCAAGUCUUCAGUCAACUGGUGGAAUACAUUGCAUCAACCUGGGAGCAUUAGCCGAUCUGGUACAUCAAUACAUGUUCCUAUGCCCAUUCCAAUCUUGUCUAACUUUGCUAACUUCCCCCUCUCAACCCGUAUCUUGUUUGUUCUGGAAACACGUCUUCCUAUUCUAUCUUUUCUCGAAUCUCCUUUAAGGGAUGAAAUAGAAGCUCGAGAAGGAAUAGCAAAACCUAGUUGACUUCCCAGCUCAAACUGAACGCGAUGUAAUCAAACUUAUAGCUGACGCCGUAGAGAAAGCCCAUAUGCGAAGUGGAAAAAGUAGGAGUAGACAUUGGAAUAAGAGCUGUUGUCGGACGUUCAUCAGUAACCGGUGUGAUGUUAGCAAUGGAAUGCGUAUCCGCUGUUCUCUUUUCUGCUGUGAUUGAAUCAGUAAGCGCUGCGGAUCUUUUCGUAUAAAGAAUAAACCUCAUUCGAUCUCAGAAGGGAUGAAUACAAAGGAAGGGAGUUGCACUAGUCUCAUAAAUGCCAGUCAAAGAAAACUAACUAGCCAAAAGGCCGGAAUAAGCGAAAAAAAGGGAUUGGAUGGCUUGAAUUCCCCUGUUCUAGCUCUAGAAGAGUAAGCUAAGAGUCUUAUUUAUAUUAUAUAAGAGCCAGCCUAUCCUAGUUUUUCCUGUAAGUUUUGGUACUAGGAAAGAAUCCUAGCUCCUAUAAGAAUCAGAGGCGGCGGAGAUAGACACUUUGGAUUCGGCAAGCUACUCCGCUUUCUAAUUAAGAUUCAAAAAAGAGGGUUACUACAUUGAUAGAGGCAUAAAAGUAUUCAGUUAUCCCAAUACUUCUCGUCUUUCUGGCUGCUAUCUUCCUAAACUGUAGGAGGAAGGGGAAGGGCUUUAUGAACGUUACAGAAUGAAUGGUCAAUGAUAAAUCACCUUGCCCUCCCUUUAGAGGAGUAAAAAAGGUAAAGCUCCGCACUAAAACGCUACCAAAGCUUCGGAGUUCUAUUCCUUCUUGCGUCCAAUCUCAAGGAUAAAUUCAACCUAACUCGCACUGCAUGAAAGGACAUAACCUAGUAAUAGGUCAUUAAGUUCUUCCUUUGAUACUUAUGCCAUUAGAUUAGAAAGAGUAAAUUGUCCAUCAUCUUCGAAGGCCUAAAUCCCCUGGGAGGAAAUCGUAUUAAUGAUAUCAUGAUGCUACCUCUCCUUCAUGUGCAGCCUCUUCUCAAGCAGCAGAUUGCCCGAAGACAGACUGAAAGCCCUGUUUCAGCUGAGAGCAUUGAUUCCCCUGGUACCUCUCUUUUCUAUCACAGCAUUAGAGGAGUGAGCCCGCCCUUCAUUCAUCAGGUCUCAAAGUAUAGAUUGUAUGAUAGGUAGGUGGAAAAGCUACAACAUCACCUUAGUUCCCUGCCGUCUUGUCUUUCUUGAGGAGCAAGAACAUUCUUUAGUUCUUUCUCACUUGAUCUCAUGUCUUUUCCCUUAGAUUAUGUAUUUGUUAUUAUAUUAUAGAAGGCAUUCUCUUUCUAGACAAAAAAAAAAAAGUUGAAAAUAUUUUUUUAAAAAGGCAAAAGCCACUAGACGAGAGGGGCAAGCAGCGAUAGCAGCUCGACCUUAGGCAGAGCCGCUCAAACAAAGAUAGCUUCUUGAUCCACGUAUCUCAUUGAUUUUGCGAUAGGGGCGGAAUGCCAAGCCGCUCUAACACCAUUCCAUUGGGGAGUCCCAUCCCAGCCUUAGCAGGGAACUUACUACAGAGCCAGACAGAGGACAGCACAUAUCAUGAGAAAAUUAUCUAGAUAGAUAGGGCCCUAAGAACUUCAUUCGUACUCUUGAUGUAAAUAGAGGACAGGACGCAUAAUAGCCUAACCCGCAAGCGGGUUAGUGACUUACGUACCUAACCUAUUAGCUGUCCUGCUACAAAGCUGACUGAUAAUGCCCGCUUUACAAACGGAACACAGUGAGUUUUGCCGCGGGUCAACCCAACCCCUAGGCUAUUACGGGCUAUUACGCUUCUUGGCCUCAUAUGAGUGACCUACGUACCUCAUAGGUUAAAUUGAGUGAUUACUCCCCUAAGCCACAAGCUGGUUAGGUCGUGGCCUACCUUUCAAUCCGUACGUUAAGGGAUUCCCUUGUGGAAAUCUGACGUCGUGAGCUUAAACCUCAAGAAUGAGUUCUUGCUCCUGAACCUAUUGGUAAAGUGGCUUAACGCUCUUCUCCCGUAGCUCUCGUCUAUCUUACCAGUCAGCCGGCUCUAUAUAGUGCGAGAUUCUUUCAUUAUUGAUUUUCUACGGGCUCUAUAGGCCUUCACGAAUGCGUCUUCUCGUCUGAGGACGAUUCCUAAUUCAUCGUUAAAACGUUAAUUUCUCAGUAAUAAGAGAAAGGGCUAUGCUAUUAUCGGGAUCUUGCUAUGAGACUUUCUUUCAUUUCUCUGAUUCGAUAGCGCUUCCCAAAGAGUGUAUUUUAGCUAGCUUAUACUCUUUCUUUUGCACUUGUUUCCGGGCAAUCGUACCUCUCCUUCCUUUAACAAGUAAGCUCUUUUCUCUAUCCAGACUCUAUCGAGUCAGUACUUCAUGCCUUACAGUCGAGUAAUAAAUUACCUUCCUUUAUCAAGUAAGCAUUAUUAUCUCCUUUGAAUUCGUAUGGUUGAAAGUUGCCGAGAAUGGGUUAGAGCGGGUAACAUAAGAAAUUCCUGCGAAAGCUCCAUCAAUUAGAUUGUCUUUGCGUUGGGGUUGAAAGCUCGCUCGGUUAAUGGACUUGAACCCAGACAAUGGACAUGUCCCAACUUCCUUCCUAUUAAUUGAAAGUUGGUAACUUAGGCUGAAUUCUCUUCGGACUCAGAAUAUGGUACCAAAGAGGAGGGUUCGCCCAUAGUAGAAGAAAGUCUGCUACCGCCAACGAGUAUGAAAAGGCCCUUUUCUUAGAGGGCUUGUCGCUCCUCCAUCAUAUGCCUUCCUCGAAGACAAAGAGUUAGUUACUUAAAGCUUAGAUUGUUGAAUCGGAAUCUGGUACCCAAUCUUAUAUCGUGGAGAAAACCUCCCCCGCCACUGAGCCAGACGAUGACGAUGCGGUAGUUGAUAUAACGGGAUCACUAGCUGAUACCACUCAUCUUGCUGAUUCAGUAGUAAAAACGACUUAUACCGUUGAAUUACUUUCUUUAUUAAUGCAAGUCAGAGGGGACUACUUAGGAAUCCUCAAACAAAAUAGCACUCUUUCUAUUUCUUGAGGCAAAAUCCAAUUCAUCGAAAACGAGGGAACUUUCGUUAGUCAAUAUCCCAAACAUAGGGCUUAUGUGAUACCUGUUGGAUUAACAGCCUAGACCGAAGAAAAUAACAAGUAAAGCAGGUCAGGUGUGAAACUUUUACGUCUAAGUAAGUGAAGUUGUGCUAACCGGUCCUAUCCUAGAUCCAACCGAGUUGGGAACGAGCUAAAGUGGAUUGAUCCGGUCGACGUGGCUAAGCUGAAAAAAGAAGGGAGCCCUAUAUAUUCUAUACUGUAUUGAUGGCUCAUUUUGGCUCACUUCCUCGAUAUGGGAUCGAAAAUGUUAAGUACUCAGAUUUAUUAGAGAGGUAGCGGGCUAGCUGUACAAGCAAUUCGACCAUAUAUAAGGGUAGGGUAAGGUCCCUCAGGCCAAGCCCAUCAAAGGCUCCCCUAAGAGUUAGAUUAGUACCGGCUUGAUGAUUCCUUUUUGAAAGGAUAAGCCUAAGAGAUUGCUAGCGAGAAUAAUUGAACUGAACAUUGAAAGACUACUGCUUACAACUCGCUUUCUGUCUUAUUUGCUGGCCUUUAAGAUGACUGGUACUAGGUAAAAAAAAGGAUAUUACAAUAAUAAUUGUGCACCCAGAGUAGACCAAAGCAGCUUCACUCACUUGAGACUCAUACAUUGACAGACCCAGACAAAGUUUAUUGAUAUGAGCCAAGAUCGGGCAUGAGAAGGAAAGUGGCCAACUAAGCCCUAUCAGGGUUUAUAACGGAAGACAACUUAUUGAGUAACUGCUUGAUCCCAUCACUUUGAAAGCUACAGAAAACAGCUGUCUCCAAGCUGGUUGAAUAUUAAUUUGAACUCUAUCUUUUGUUUGGCAAAAACGGAUUAUGAUUUAGUUCUUCUAGCUUCGAAAUCGGGCUUAUCCAGUGGCGCUUGUCUUGGUCUUUCACGCGACUGGCUAUCCCUCUAUAUAUAUUAUACGCAAUAUCUUGACAGGCACGAUCUACCUUGGCAACGAACUUCACGCUACGUCUCGGGGUGUACUUUCUAUCACUUUCUGGCGGGAAGCCCCGAGCUCUUUGAGAUUAGCAUGAUGAUGUUUAUAUUCGCUUGAACUUGUUAACUUGCAUGUGAAAAGCAUAUAACUAGUCUUCCUUCUCAUGGCCCGGCACAAAAUGCUUCUUAUUUUUGAGAAGCAUUGUAUUCUAAUACAUACCCAGAUAGAAGGACUUUUUGCAGCCAGAACCAAGAUAUGCUUCAACAUAGCAGCUUCCACCAAUGAAGCCCGAAAGCACUUUUAAUUUAAAGGUAAAGGGCAGCCAAUUUCCAAGCAACAUUCCCUUUGUUCUUAACCAUAUCAGGACCAGACCAUAAGAACCUUCUGCAGAUCUUAUCUUUUGUCUUCAAAUCAAAACCGGCAGUAUGAACACAGUACUCCAGUAAACUUGCAUGCUAAAGAGGGCACUCUGAACCAGUUGUCCAGCAUAUUAGAGGUAUUUAUUUUCCAGUACAUCUCUUUACUCUAGCUUUGAUUCUCUCAAUUAGAGGCAAACAAUCACUAACUGAGAGACUGGCAAUCCCAGGUACUUCAUUGGCAUUUUACCUUCAUUAAAGCCAAUUAGAUUUGAAAUAUUGAACUUUGCAGCAUCAUAUCCAUAGUAGAUUAUACUCUUGGAUAUGCAGUAAGACCAGAAAGAUUUGUAAAUUCUUUUAAGCAUUGAUUGACUACAGCAAAUCCUUCUCACGAACUAGAGAUUUAGCAAUCAACUGAGUGGCUUUCGCUCCUUAUUGUCUAUCGACGGAAUUAAUUCAUUCAAAAAAUAAAGAAAAAAGGGCUUUAACGGCUCUUUUCCUCAACCUGUUCAAUUGGAGCUAGCUAUAGAGCGCACUUUCGGUCAAAGGACAGGUGUUGGCAAAAUUUUGGAUAAAUCAUCCGUUUUUCUUAGGCAAGCAGUUGCCCGAUCAGAAUGAUGGAGAGGUCAUGCGUCUGACCACAACUCCAUGUCAAAUGUAUUUCGAUGGCUCCAGUACGCAAGGUGGUGCGGGAGCAGGUAUUGUUUUUCUCUCUCCUAACUAGUAGUGAGACAAGUCAUCGCUGAGUAUCAGGUAAUAGAUGCAAAGCAGCAGCCAUAGAGAAAAAGAGCCCUAGACUCGAUUCGCCGAGUUUGAUGAAAUAAAAAUAGACCAAGUACCUAGAAGAGCCAAUGUUGAGGCUAACACAAUGGCACAGCUGGCUUCGACGUUUGAGAUUUCCUAAUCGGACACCUGAAGAACAUACGUUCAAAGGACGAUUCCAACAACAUUCCAGAUCACUUUUUACUGUUACAUAAUGGAGCCAGAAGAGAUUGGGCAGGAUGAUUGGCAACAGCCUCUCGUCAGGUACUUGUAAGAUUUAUUUAUUUAAUAAAAUAUGCUAAGAGAUGCCAGGCCCGCAAGAAAUACGGACCAGUGCAGCAUGUACCAGCUUAAGAAUUGCAUCCGAUCUUAAAGACUUCGCGCCUCGACGCUUUGCUUUGAUCCCUGACCUAAACUCUUUGGUAGGCUACUCUUCUACCAUGAAAUGCUAUAAGUUAGGUUUUUUAGCUUGCCUUUCUCCUUUCGUUCACUCGGCCUUCAAAGAAAGAUGGACGGGGCGGGCAGAGGAAAACCUAACGAUUGUUCCAAUCGAAAUGGAAAGAAAACCCAUGAAUAGGAGGUUAGGGGGGGACAGAAGUACUCAACGAGGAUAAGGGAUCCCCCCGGGUGGAUGCGCGUGAGAAGAACUAAAGCCACUACAAGACUCCUACCUAAUAUCUUGCUAUAGGCGCUUUUGGCUUUUGACUUGUUUAUGUAUGAUUACGAUAGAACUAGGGGCGCUAGCGUUGAUGAAAAAUUCCUAUUCUUGCCUAAGCCUUCUACUUACUUUUCGAGUAUAGCCUUGUGAGGAACUUAACUUUAGCUCUUCGAAUGACAGAAACAUCUUUCUUGCUCUAUGCGAAGAAUAGCCCUUAAAGCUGGAGAAGGAAGAAGUGUGAAAGCAAGCAAGUCAAAUUCAGGCACAUUAGUAAGUUCUUUUCUCUGAAGAAUGUUCGAACUCAGACAUAGAUGACUGGGAUCACUACACUGGCUUUGUUGGUUGGUUUGAGGUAGGCAAGUAAAGAAUAAGAAAUUAGGCAGGGACCACGCUACACUCUCACCUCUCUCGAGCUACAGGAACCCUAAGCCAGGUAUGAUGCUGACUUUGCAAGCGCAGGGAAAAGAGCUGGUAGUGAUUCUUCGGGACAAAGGCCAAGGGUGAAGCCGGGGAAGUUUAAUAUUUAAUAAAUUCAUAAAUGACAUCGCCUUUAGGGGCGCCGUUUUCAUCCAACUAGAAAUAUCGUAUGAGAAGCAAAAGAAUGUUACGUUACGCCCAAAAGUCCCAUGCAUCCUUUCUUUCUUUGGUCAACAACCAAGCACAACUCAAUAGAAUGAAUUCUUCAAGACUCCUACAUGAACUUUCUGUCUGGAGGGAAUCAAUUUUUCUCAAUCAAUCACUACACUAUGUUUCAACAAUUUCUCAAUGCUAUGUCAAGGGCCUUCCACUGGAUUCGAAAUUGCGGAAAACCUGAGCCUGAGGUCUUGUCUUAAAAGAGAAAGUCUCUCAAGAGUUGAGAGCA
Arachis stenosperma is the source of this 7309-nucleotide messenger RNA. RefSeq names its product putative cytochrome c biosynthesis ccmC-like mitochondrial protein. Bases 1 to 723 code for a protein of 240 amino acids. The record is from RefSeq and is a predicted model, not a curated record. Gene Ontology annotation, cellular component: plasma membrane. Lineage: Eukaryota; Viridiplantae; Streptophyta; Magnoliopsida; Fabales; Fabaceae. The transcript has a single exon. Gene Ontology annotation, biological process: heme transport; cytochrome complex assembly. Gene Ontology annotation, molecular function: heme transmembrane transporter activity; heme binding.